AUUCACUGAGAGGCAGCGUAGUCGGUUCCACACAACCAGACGGUGCAGCCACAUCGUCUAAUUUCAGCCAUCGUUUAGCGUGGAGGCCGACAGAGUCGACGAGUGUCACCAGUCCUGUCACGUCGGGGAAGGCACUCAGACGGGCGUUCACUGAGCGUUCACUCCUCCUCCAAGAUGAACUCACCCUGCAGCGAGACUUUGUCAGCCCCUCUCGAGUCACGUGGGAGGGAAGACUCAAACCUUGGCGGUUCCUUACUCCAGGCACACGGGGGCGCAAGACCGCAGCGUCUGCCGUGAAGGCGGCGGGGCGACGCUUUUGCCCUUUGGACGCCGACGUGCCCACGUCCUGAGGGACCUCGAGCCCCGACCCGGAAGCGCUGGCAUCACGUGGCGCGGCGUGGGCCGCUGCCUUGGAAACACGGCGCGCGUGGUCGCGGCGGGAGCUGCGGUGCAGGGGCGGGGCCUCGCGGCGGGGGUAGGGGCUGCUCUGGGAUCAAGAUGCUGUACGCCUGGAGGCUGGGAGGGCUCGGACUCCGGGCCGCGGCUCUAUGGCCGGGGCGAGCGGGCCUGGGCGGCCUCGGAGCCGGGAUCCGGGCCCGGGAGGUCAGCACCAGCUGGUCCUCGGUGGGCGCCGCCUUCAAUGUCAAGCCCCAGGGCCGCCGUCUGGACCUGUUCGGCGAGCGCCGGGGUCUUUUUGGAGUUCCUGAGCUCAGCGCCCCAGAAGGAUUUCAGAUCGCACAAGAAAAUGCCCUGAGAAAGGCAGACUUGCUGGUGGAGCGCGUGUGUUCCUUGCCGCCUGGACCACAGACCGUGCUCAUUUUCGAUGAGCUUUCUGAUUCUUUGUGCAGGGUGGCCGACUUGAUCUUAGUGAGGCACCAGACCCUGGUAAGAGGUUUGCCUGGAUUAACCGAAUUAACCUUCUCAGCAUAUCUCCCAUUUUCAGAUGAGGAAAGAAAGGCAGUAAGAGGUGAAGUGAUGUACCCAGGAUCACCUAGCCAGUUGAACACAAAUGUGGAGUUAUAUCAGAGUUUGCAAAAACUGCUAGCUGAUAAAAAACUUGUGGAUUCCCUUGAUCCAGAAACCAGGCGAGUGGCUGAACUGUUUAUGUUUGAUUUUGAAAUCAGUGGAAUCCAUCUAGAUGAAGAAAAGCGUAAAAGAGCAGUGGACCUGAAUGUGAAGAUCUUGGACUUGAGUAAUACAUUUCUUAUGGGAACUAACUUUCCCAACAAGAUUGAGAAGCAUCUCUUACCAGAACACAUUCACCGUAACUUUGUAGUCACAGGAAGUCAUGUCAUAAUUGAUGGUCUACAUGCAGAAGCUCCAGACGACUUGGUUCGAGAAGCUGCUUAUAAAAUUUUUCUCUAUCCCAAUGUGGGUCAGUUGAAAUGUUUGGAAGAAUUGCUCAGCAACAGAGACCUUCUGGCAAAGUUAGUGGGAUACUCCACAUACUCCCACAGAGCCCUCCAAGGCACAAUAGCCAAAAAUCCAGAGACUGUCAUGCAGUUCCUUGAGAAACUAUCAGACAGACUUUCUGAAAGAACUAUAAAAGACUUUGAGAUGAUACGAGGGAUGAAAAUGAAACUAAAUCCUCAAAAUUCUGAAUUAAUGCCUUGGGAUCCCCCCUACUACAGUGGUGUGAUUCGUGCAGAAAGGUAUAAUAUUGAGCCCAGUUUAUAUUGCCCAUUUUUCUCCCUUGGAGCGUGCAUGGAAGGCCUAAAUAUUUUGUUUACCAAACUGUUAGGAAUUACAUUAUAUGCAGAGCAGCCUGCAAAAGGAGAGGUGUGGUGUGAAGAUGUUCGCAAACUGGCUGUGGUUCAUGAAUCUGAGGGAUUGUUGGGGUACAUUUACUGUGAUUUCUUCCAGCGAGCAGACAAACCACAUCAGGAUUGUCAUUUUACAAUCCGUGGAGGCAGAUUAAAGGAAGAUGGAGAGUAUCAGCUCCCAGUCGUAGUUCUCAUGCUGAAUCUUCCCCAUUCCUCAAGGAAUUCACCAACUUUAUUAACUCCUGGAAUGAUGGAAAAUCUCUUCCAUGAAAUGGGGCAUGCCAUGCAUUCUAUGCUGGGACGUACCCGUUACCAACAUGUCACUGGGACCAGGUGCCCUACUGACUUUGCUGAGGUUCCGUCUAUUCUGAUGGAGUACUUUGCAAAUGACUAUCGAGUGGUUACCCAGUUUGCCAGACAUUACCAGACCGGGCAGUCGCUGCCCAAAAAUAUGGUGUCUCGGCUUUGUGAAUCGAAAAAGGUGUGUGCUGCCGCUGAUAUGCAACUUCAGGUCUUUUAUGCCACUCUGGAUCAGAUCUACCAUGGGAAGCAUCCCCUGAGGACAUCAACCACAGACAUUCUCAGGGAAACACAAGAGAAAUUUUAUGGCUUGCCAUACGUUCCAAAUACUGCCUGGCAGCUUCGAUUCAGCCAUCUUGUGGGCUACGGUGCCAAGUAUUACUCUUACCUGAUGUCCAGGGCAGUAGCUUCCAUGGUUUGGAAGGAGUGUUUUCAACAAGACCCUUUUAACAGGGCGGCAGGGGAGCGCUAUCGCAGGGAGAUGCUCGCACACGGCGGGGGCAGGGAGCCCAUGCUCAUGGUGCAAGGUAUGCUUCAGAAGUGCCCUUCUGUUGAUGACUUUGUCAGUGCCCUUGUUUCCGACUUGGAUCCGGACUUUGAAACUUUCCUCAUGGAUUCUGAGUGAUGGAAGUACCUUGGCUCUUUUAAAUCAAGGUCGUGUAGAUAUGAACUUUGUUGUAAAUGCUACAGCUGUGAACACUUGUUUUGGAUUUCAGUAUUCACUUUUGUAAUAACUUCUGAAAACCCUUAACUGAUGGAACUUGGAAUAAAUAAUUUGUUUUAAUUAUGCUGGCUUUUAGCCUGUUUGGCAGAUUUUUGAACAUAUGGAAAUCCACUCAGUGUGCUAAUAAAAACUAGAGCCUUGUGUU
Messenger RNA from Ailuropoda melanoleuca (giant panda), 2932 nucleotides. It is a transcript of the gene MIPEP, whose product is annotated as mitochondrial intermediate peptidase. NCBI's taxonomy places the organism in Eukaryota, Metazoa, Chordata, Mammalia, Carnivora, Ursidae. Gene Ontology annotation, molecular function: metalloendopeptidase activity. The coding region runs from base 499 to 2688 and encodes 729 amino acids. The transcript is spliced from 19 exons. Gene Ontology annotation, biological process: peptide metabolic process. Gene Ontology annotation, cellular component: mitochondrion. The record is from RefSeq and is a predicted model, not a curated record.